GUUUUAUUGUAAUGUUUAUUUUGCAUGUAGGGCUUUAUUCUUGAAUUCUACUUUGAGCCAAAUGAAUACUUUACAAACAAGGUGCUAACUAAAGAAUAUGAUAUGAAAUGCGUUCCUGAAGAUGAUGACCCGUUCAGUUUCGAAGGCCCCGAAAUAUUCCGAUGCCGUGGCUGCACCAUCAAUUGGAAUAAAGGCAAAAAUGUCACGCUGAAAACAAUAAAGAAAAAACAAAGGCACAAGAGUAGGGAUCUAGUUCGUACAGUUACAAAAACUGUACAAAAUGAUUCUUUCUUCAAUUUCUUUUCUCCACCAGUCAUCCCAGAUGAUGUGAAUGAAGCUAAUAUGGAUGAAGAAAUUCGCAACAUUCUUACAUCUGAUUUUGAAAUUGGUCAUUACAUUCGUGAGCGCAUCAUUCCACGUGCCGCCCUUUAUUUUACUGGCGAUGCAACUGAAGAUGAUGAUUUUGAAGAGGAAGAAGCAGAUGAAGAUGACGAAGAAGAAGAAGAAGAAACUGACUCAGACGGGCAACCCGAACUGUCUUUUGGGAGUAUAAAGAAAGAAGAUUCAUAAAAUCAAAAAAUAUUAAUGAGAAAAAAAAUGCAAGCUUGGGAAUAACGGCAACUUUUAAAUGUUUAUUUUGUCUCUAACUUAUUUAUUGUCAGUUUUAUGUAUUAAAUUUGUACUAUCUCCCAA
Agrilus planipennis (emerald ash borer) is the source of this 693-nucleotide messenger RNA. RefSeq names its product nucleosome assembly protein 1-like 1. Gene Ontology annotation, molecular function: chromatin binding; histone binding. The record is from RefSeq and is a predicted model, not a curated record. Lineage: Eukaryota; Metazoa; Arthropoda; Insecta; Coleoptera; Buprestidae. Gene Ontology annotation, cellular component: nucleus; chromatin. The coding region runs from base 103 to 570 and encodes 155 amino acids. Gene Ontology annotation, biological process: nucleosome assembly. The transcript is spliced from 2 exons.